Cynoglossus semilaevis (tongue sole) is the source of this 1925-nucleotide messenger RNA. Its product is annotated as chitinase-3-like protein 1. NCBI's taxonomy places the organism in Eukaryota, Metazoa, Chordata, Actinopteri, Pleuronectiformes, Cynoglossidae. Gene Ontology annotation, cellular component: extracellular region. Gene Ontology annotation, biological process: carbohydrate metabolic process; chitin catabolic process. Bases 37 to 1350 code for a protein of 437 amino acids. Gene Ontology annotation, molecular function: chitin binding; chitinase activity. The transcript is spliced from 13 exons. The record is from RefSeq and is a predicted model, not a curated record.
GUGAGAGGAGCCUGUUGUCAACCACAUACUUAAAAUAUGAGGAACAUAAUUCAAGUAACAGUUCUCUGCCUAAUUUUCACCAGUUUGGCUUCUGCCUUCAAUCUAAUGUGUUAUGUGGACGAGGCGUCCAGAUCAAGAGCAGGUCCGGCACAGUUUGACGCUUCAAAGAUUGAUGUUAACCUGUGCACCCACCUGGUCGCCGUCUACGGUGACAUCCAGAACAAUGUUGUCAUGGCAACAAUUGAAGAACUGUCCUUUUUUGAUACUUUAACUGCGUUAAAAACUAGCAAUCCAGACCUCAAAGUCCUUUUCGGAGUCGGUGGUGCAGAUUUCGAUACUAACAAAUUCUCAACCAUGGCGGCGUCCACCGUGAACAGAAAUACCUUUAUCCAGUCUGUGAAACUUUUCCUGAGAGAAAAUAACUUUGACGGAAUUCUGUUGGACUGGAGAUACCCUGACACGAGCAACAGCAAAAAUCAGUUCACAGCACUGUGCCAGGAAAUGGCAAGUGUCUUUGACAGCGAACCGACAGGCGGCAACGAGAGGUUACUGCUCACAGCUGCAGUGUCCGGUCAUAAGGACCACAUGGACGCUAGCUAUGACGUCCCGCAGCUGAACACGCACCUGGAUUUAAUCCACGUGAUGGCGCAUGACUUUUACAACUUGCAAGACCGAGUCACAAGACAUCACGCUCCGUUGUUUCAAGGAUCCAUGGACACUGGAAAUCAUGCACGCUACAACGCUGAAUAUUCAAUGAUGUAUUGGAAAAACAAAGGUGCAUCCGCUGAAAAGGUUCUCAUGGGGAUCACUACAUAUGGAAGAACCUUCACUCUUCGAAGUCGUUUCAACAGGCUGGGAUCACGAAUCAGUGGCCCAGGAGAAGCAGGCACUUACACUGGGAAUCCUGGAUACUUGUCCAACUAUGAGAUUUGUUCCCACGGUCUAACCACGUCCUGGUCUGAACAACAUCAGGUUCCCUACGGUUAUUCAGGAUCUCUGUGGGUUGGAUAUGACAAUCAGGAGAGCAUUGCUAAAAAGGCAACCUUUGUAAUCGACUAUGGAUUCGGCGGAGCUGCUGUUUGGUCUCUGGACCAGGACGAUUUCAACGGAGAUGUCUGUGAUCAAGGCCCUUACCCACUUGUCAGUCAGUUGUAUGACUAUCUGGAAGCAGGAAUACCCAGCAUAAACUUCACCACGGCCGAGGAGAGCGGCACAGUUUGUCCCCAAGAGGGCGCUGAGAAUUCCUGCAUCGGAGAGGAAACGGGCAGUUUUCCGUGCCUGAUUAUCCACAGUGUUACUUUAACUGUUGGGGUGACCGGACCUAUCUCCAAGAAUGUUCCGGGUCACUAAUCUUCAAUGAGGAAUGCUCCUGCUGCGACUAUGACACAUCCAGCAGUAGUGAUGAUGAUGAUGAUGAUGAUGAUGAUUCUAACUCUUCUGGAGGAAUCAAUUACAACUUCUGUCAAAGCAAACCAGUUGGCUACUACAGCGUCAGUGGUUCCCCACGUCAUUUUUACCAGUGUUUUAGGGGAAUCACCUACGUCCACCAGUGCGCCGCCACGCUAAAGUUUUACGAAAGCUGCACUUGCUGUAACUACUAAUAAUGGGAAUAAAUCUUUACCGGGUAAUAACAAACAUACAAAUCAAUAAAACUACUACCCCGAAAUAGUAUACUCAGUAUUUACUCACAACCAAUAAGAAUGUAUUGUACACGAGCGAAUGUACUUUUUUAAAGAGCUUUGAUUUUGUGUAAGGUUUAUUGUUAUUGUUAUAGAAUAAAAUAUUUAAACACAGUUCUAGGAUGAAAUCAGUCAACAUAUAUACAUGUUUUUUUUAAUCAGCAUAAUUUAUGGGAACAUGGUGAUUCCAUUACUGUUAGUUGUUUUCAUAUCCAACAAAUAUAUAUAAUAAAGUGUUGCAAGCAA